AAAUACCAUGACAGACAUCUCAAUUUCAUCACAGAGGAGUAUAAAUAUACACAACUACUUCACAAUUUCACCAUUCAGACAACCCAAAUGGAAUGUCAGACAACGCUUUUCACAUACAGACAACUACAAAUCAAUUUUAAAGAGUUCAUUUCACAUUAUAGACAAAUCAAUUUUAAAGAGUUCAUUUCACAUUACAGACAAAUCAAAUGCCAGACAACUCUUUUCACUUCACAGACAACUACAAAUCAAUUUUCAACAUCCGAAGAGAGACUGUCCUCACAAACCGCCACUAGUCUUUUUUGCACACUUUGUCCUCACUCGUGCACGCCCUGAGAAACUUCCCAGGGGGUCACCCAUCCCAAGACUACUCCUGUGCAAGCACACUUAACUUUGGAGUUCUUAGCUGAUGAGCUCCCUUAAAAGG
Molecule: messenger RNA, 424 nt
Organism: Cuscuta europaea
Lineage: Eukaryota; Viridiplantae; Streptophyta; Magnoliopsida; Solanales; Convolvulaceae
Source: the annotation of a GenBank genome assembly